Cuscuta epithymum is the source of this 2036-nucleotide messenger RNA. The record is from the annotation of a GenBank genome assembly. Lineage: Eukaryota; Viridiplantae; Streptophyta; Magnoliopsida; Solanales; Convolvulaceae.
AUUAAUAAGGGAGGAAUUGAUAGGCAAAACAAACACGAGAGGCUCGGAGCUGUUCCCAUAAAGAAAAGCGUGAAGCCACGGAAAAGCAGAAGAGAAACAGAAGCAAAGGAAGAAAGAAAGAAAGAUGGCGCAGAAGACUCUCUCUCCCUCUCGACUCAUUCCUUUCAAUCGCACGCUUCUCUCUUUAUUAUCAUAUCCUGAGGGUUUCCAAACGUUUGAAUAGCAGCAGUCCGCCUGCCAACCAGAGAAAGAAAAAGCAGAAAAACGCUUCAUUUCCUCUUUUUAAUACGCCAAAAGGCAAAAGAAAACAGAGCAGCAGCCUGAUAUUGAAAAUGGUGGAGCUGUUGAUAAUGGCGGAGCCUCUGUUUUCCCGUUUUCCCAUAUAAGAAAAGAAGGAAGACCCAUUCAUUCAUUAUUCACUCCCUGCCAAUCCCCCUCUCUCUCUCUUCUCUCUCUCUAAACUGGCCAAGAACUCCCCCUUCCAUUUCUCAUUCAUACUGUUUCUGUGUAUGCCUUAAUUAUUCAACCACACCCCUUUCUCUGUUCACCUCCCCAUCUCCUCCCCUUCCUCCUUUCCUUUCUUUUCUCUUCCCUUUUAUAUAUCUGCAAAUAUCAGAAUUCUUCAUUAUAAAUAUAAACCAUUUUAUCUGUUCUUCAUAGCUCAUAGUUUCAUACCAAUGGCGGUUCAAGCUCAAUACUCUUCAUAUCCCCUGUUCUUGACCAGAGGUGCCCAGAACGGCGGAAGGAACCCAGUUAUAAAUACCGGCGCCGGUGCCGGUGGGGGAGCAUAUCUCGAUCAGACUGAAAUUCUGGUCAAUUAUGGAGUUGUUGAUGCGAAUUCGAGAAAGAGGGGAAGAGAUUACAGUUUUCCGGCGGUGGUCGAUCUCACCGAGCUGCCCACAUCUCCGCCGCCGCCGCCGAAUGUUGUAUCCACCGGCCUCCGUCUGGCUUUCGGCGAACAACAACAGCUGCAACACCGUCAACAUUCUCCGGUUUUCUUCUCGGCCUUGGCAGAAGAUUUAGGUAACCUCAUCAAACAACAACGAGAUGAAAUCGAACUUUAUCUCCGAGCUCAGGGUGGGCAAUUGCGGAGAACAUUGGAGGAGAAGAGGCAAAGAUACUACCGAGCGUUGCUGGGAGCGGCGGAGGAAUCGGCGGUACGGCGUCUGAAGGAGAAAGAUGCGGAUGUGGAAAAGGCUCGGAGGCGCAAUAUGGAGUUAGAAGCGAGGGCGGCGAAGCUGAGCGCGGAGGCGCAGGCGUGGCAGGCCAGGGCGAGGGAGCAGGAGAUCACGGCGGUGGCUCUUCAGGCGCAGCUGCAGCACGCUCUCGUGAACGGCGGCGGCGGAGGAAGAGCAGGCUGCGGCUCCCAUCUGCCUGAGAGGAACGACGGGAGUGGGCAAGGGUGCGCCGGCGGCGAUGCGGAAGACGCCGAGUCGGCCUAUAUCGAUCCGGACAGAGUCGAGGAGUCUGCCGGAACGAGUUGCCGAGCGUGUCAGAAGCGAGUCGCCGCCGUGGUUCUGUUGCCGUGUCGGCAUCUUUGCCUGUGUGUGCAAUGCGACGCCGUUUGUAUGACUUGCCCACUUUGCUACUGCGUCAAAAGCUCCAGCGUUGAGGUUUUCCUUUGUUGAGGCCAACCAUCACUUUGGGUCCCACUCCUUCAACGGCCUAAAUUAUUUUUGAAAAAAAAACGAGCACCACAAAAGGAGAAAAUUAUUACUUCGUACUCCGUAUUAUAUACACAAAGUGAAUGAAGCUAAAAAAGAAUAUGAAUAAAAUUGGGGUUCAAAAUUCAAAUACACUCGGAGUAUAUAUUUUUGUUUAAACUAAUUCAAUUUAGAUUUAUUUUCGAUGCAGAAAAUAAAAUUAUUUUCGGUGUUUCAAUUACUUUCUUCUUGGGAUUGAAGGCAAUAUUUGUACAUUUAAUCGCCUUUGCCAUCUAUAUACACGUAUGUACUAGGCCAUCUAUUACUUAUCCUUUGUACUUUGUAUAAAAUAUCGACCAUUUCCUAUGCCCCCCAACUCCAAUGAUGGAGUGC